AUGCUCUUCACGACCCUCACCGCCGCCGCCUUGAUGGGCCUGGCCUCGGCGCAGACCGUGCACGUCGUCUCGGUGGGCACGACGGACAAGCAGAACAUCUACAGCCCGAACAACAUCAAGGCGAACCCGGGCGAGAUGAUCCAGUUCCAGUUCCGCGGCGGCAACCACAGCGUCGUGCAGUCCAACUUCGACAACCCGUGCACGCCCAUCUCGCAGCACACCAACAUGACGGGCAUGUUCUCGGGCUACAUGGACGUCGCCUCCAGCGAGGCCAUGGGCGCCAUCCCCACCUACACCAUGAUGGUCACCGUCGCCACGCCCCUGUGGUUCUACUGCUCGCAGGCCAAGCACUGCCAGGCCGGCAUGGUCAUGGUCGUUAACGAGAACCCCGGUGCCAACGCGUCGCGCACCCUGACGCAAUUCCAGGCCUUGGCCGCCGUAGCCCCCGCCAACAUCGACCCCGGCACCGUCACCUCGGGCGCCGGCAGCACAACCUCUGGCGGCAGCAGCACCGGCAGUACUGGCAGCACCGGCAGCAGCGGUACCGCGACCGGAAGCGGUUCUAGCGCCUCGGCCAGCGCCACAACCACCGUCGGAACCGGUGCCGGUUCCGUGCUCGCCGUCUCUAGCUCCAUGGGUCUGCUCAGCGCCGCCGUCGCCGCCCUCCUGCUGCUAUGA
This is a messenger RNA of Anthostomella pinea, 678 nucleotides long. The record is from the annotation of a GenBank genome assembly. NCBI's taxonomy places the organism in Eukaryota, Fungi, Ascomycota, Sordariomycetes, Xylariales, Xylariaceae.